GUAGAGUCCGAGGGGGAUUACAACGCUGACCAUUGCCGCUCCUCGCGACAGAUGGUACCGCGUUAGUAUUGAGCUAUAAGAUCAUGGCCAACGUUCAGCUCUCCCAGGUGAUGACCUUCAAAUCGUAGGACAUCCCCCGGUUCAACUCGCUCACAAUCAUACUAACCAUGGGCGUGAGCGCACUUCUCUUCAUUUUGAUGGUCGCGACCAGCCUUGUGGAAGGACAUAAUGCAUGGGUCCGUGUGGCAGUGAACGGAAAAUGGGCUCGUCCGUUUGAGUUCAUCCGGAACUUGACCGCGCCAUUCGAGGAGCUGGAGCGGCCCAGUUGUACCGGCUGUAACCCUCGAUGCUAUGUUUGUCCGACAUGGGCCGACUACGAUUAUCCACAGUCGGUUCGCUGCGGCAGAGACAACAUGGCCCAUGCCGCCGACACCGAUGUCCUGCGUGUGAAAGCAGGCGACGAGUUGACCUUCUUGUCUACAACCUUGGCGCAGGAUGCAUGGCAGGCUUCAGGUGUCCAAUGGGACGGCUGCCCGGAUGGAAAAGGGGUGUGCACCCCUGGUAGGACAUCAUCACCACCCGACCGUGUCUAUCACAAUGGCCCGAUAAUUGCGCACCUCUCCAAGGUUCCCGAAGGACAAGAUGUGCACGAGUAUGACGGAAGUGGAAAGUGGACAAAGAUUUACACGAUGGGAGCUACACUCGUCACUGACGUCGAUCGGGAGGACAUCCCCUCGCCUUACUUCUGGAAGGGGUCUGUGGACCAGGAUUUCCAAGUCUCGUCUCCACCGUUCAAAUUCCAGAUCCCAAAGCAAACACCGGCGGGACAGUAUCUCCUUCGAAUGGAUUCGGUCAACAUUGGCAUGCACACCAUGCCUAAAGAUGGGUCGGACUGGAUAUGGCAAAGCGGCGAGACACAGGUGUAUCCCGGUUGCGCCCAGAUUGAAGUCCAGAGCGACUACACCGGUAGCCUGCCAGAGGGCGGCGUCCAGAUUCCCGAGGCAUUGUUCACGAAAUCUCCUGGUAUGUCUCUUCUCGGGGUAAGCGGAGAGUUUGGACCAGGUCGAUACCAGCGGAUUGUCCUGGACCCGGAAUAUGUCUACCCCGGAGGCCCUCUGUGGGACGGGGAGAAGCUGGUUCAGGACCGAAUUCUACCGUGAUGAGGAUGAGGUCGCGUCGCAGGACACUCCUCGUUCAAAGGCUAUAUUCUACCCACCACGAUAGAUAGCUUACUGUAACC
This is a messenger RNA of Chaetomium fimeti, 1240 nucleotides long. RefSeq names its product glycosyl hydrolase family 61-domain-containing protein. The coding region runs from base 168 to 1160 and encodes 330 amino acids. The transcript has 6 exons. The record is from RefSeq and is a predicted model, not a curated record. NCBI's taxonomy places the organism in Eukaryota, Fungi, Ascomycota, Sordariomycetes, Sordariales, Chaetomiaceae.